CAAUUUUGGUCUCUUUGUUUUCGUUUUGUUUAUUUUUGUUUAUUUUAUUUUAUUUACACUUAAUAUUUUUUAUUCCUCAUUCCGAGCGCUACUCUAUAUUUUAUUUACAAUGUCAGUGAAGCAGGCUUCCAGCACACACUAUGGUGACUUUCAGCCGGAGGAGCUGCUAGGGCAGCUCAAGGCCGAACAGCAGACCCGGAACUACGACACUGCCAUCAAAUUCAUUGAGGCAGUACUCGGGCUACAGCUCGAAGCGUCUACACUUAAGGACAGCCUUCGUGACGGCGUUGUUCUAUGCCGACUGAUAAACACUCUCAGGCCGGGCGCAAUAAAGCGCAUAAACACUAGGAGUCUUCCGUUUACACAGAUGGAGAAUAUUGGCAAUUUUUUGUCUGCAGCUCAAAAGCUGGGACUGGAGAGCACAGACUUGUUUCAGACAGUCGACCUAUACGAAGGUAAAAAUAUACCUCGGGUGAUUAUGACCCUGCUGACAAUAGCGCGUGUGGUGGCAGGCAUACCCCUCAACUCGCAUCGCAAGCUGAUCGACGCGCAGCGGACACUGGGGGACGGGUGGAAUUCAAGCACGCUGACGGUAUGGGCCAACUCCCCAUCGCCAAAAUCACCGGCAUGCGAGUACACAUCACUGCACAACCAGCCCACGUUAGUAAACACAAGCAAAGUGAUGGGCAACAUUCCUGUCUUUCCAAAGGGCGAAUUAUUGACCGCAACAGCAGUCCUGUUGGGACGGCCUCCUGGGUCGCCUCGGGUCAAGCCAGUCUACGGAUCGCGCAAAGAGCGCCGGCGGUCAAAGCGCCAAAGCGCAACUACGCUGUUUAUCCCGAGCCCAGCUGAAAAAGUUCGGUUGCCCACCACGAACACACCACUAUCAGCGGCAACAACAGCAGCAGCAACAACAGCAGCGGCAAAAGCACAGCCAGUUCAUUCAGAAUCUUUGCAGGAUGGGCUCAAGAAUCCCCAAAUCGAAAAUACCGCAGCUCGGCAAGACACUUUGAAAUUGGUGCCAGCGCCCGUAGGCUUCGAGUCAAACACACGCAACACAGCCCCCAAUUCAAGCAGUCGGGGGCUAGAACCAGACAUGCAGGAUAAUACUGCGAAAGCAUCUGCGGCCAGCAGAACCAGCAAUACAGUAUUGUUUGCGAGUGGCGAAGAUACUCAACGGACCGCUAGCUCUUCGGGCUCGUCAAGGCCCGAUAAAAAUCCAGUAGGCAGCGAGAAUGAGCACGAGGAUACGAUUCUGGUGCCGCGGCCGCGGAAGCGCACAAAUACAAAAAACAGGCCAAAGGAGCGGCUGACAGUGUACUCCGAGAACGACCAGCGGCUGACGAACUAUCAGCUGGGGAACUGCAUUGGCCGCGGGCAGUUUGGAUCGAUGGUGGCAGUCAAGCAAAUCGCGCUGGUAGGGCAGGAUGUCGACGACAUGGACGAUGUGAUGCAGGAGGUGGAUCUCCUCAAGUCGCUCUCGAGCCCGCGGAUUGUGCGGUACUAUGGGUUUGUCAAGACGGACGCGCAUCUUAAUCUAGUGAUGGAGUUUGUCGAAAACGGGUCGCUGAGCGCCACACUAAAGUCGUUUGGGUCUUUCCCGGAGAAGCUGGUGCUGGCCUACGCAAUAAAGAUCAUCGAGGGCCUGGUCUACUUGCACGGGCGCGACGUUGUGCACUGCGAUCUGAAGGCGUGUAACAUCCUGACUACAAAGAAGGGCAACACAAAGCUGACGGACUUUGGCGUGUCACUGAAUCUCAAGCUGCGCAAGCCAGGAGAUGAGUCGGUGGUUGCCGGCACGCCGUACUGGAUGGCCCCCGAGAUCAUCCAGCUGGACGGCGCAUGCAUGGCGUCUGACAUCUGGAGCCUGGGAUGCACUAUAAUCGAGCUUCUGACCGGAAAGCCGCCGUACUCUGAUCUCAUGCAGAUGGCGGCACUGUACCGCAUCGUGGAGGACGAUCACCCGCCGAUUCCCGAGGGCAUCUCG
This is a messenger RNA of Kickxella alabastrina, 1987 nucleotides long. RefSeq names its product kinase-like domain-containing protein. Lineage: Eukaryota; Fungi; Kickxellomycota; Kickxellomycetes; Kickxellales; Kickxellaceae. The record is from RefSeq and is a predicted model, not a curated record. Gene Ontology annotation, biological process: protein phosphorylation. The annotation marks the transcript as partial. The transcript is spliced from 3 exons. Gene Ontology annotation, molecular function: protein kinase activity; ATP binding; protein binding.